Messenger RNA from Oenanthe melanoleuca, 2981 nucleotides. It is a transcript of the gene NGLY1, whose product is annotated as N-glycanase 1. NCBI's taxonomy places the organism in Eukaryota, Metazoa, Chordata, Aves, Passeriformes, Muscicapidae. The transcript has 12 exons. Gene Ontology annotation, cellular component: cytosol; cytoplasm; nucleus. Gene Ontology annotation, molecular function: peptide-N4-(N-acetyl-beta-glucosaminyl)asparagine amidase activity. The record is from RefSeq and is a predicted model, not a curated record. The coding region runs from base 26 to 2035 and encodes 669 amino acids. Gene Ontology annotation, biological process: protein deglycosylation; protein quality control for misfolded or incompletely synthesized proteins; glycoprotein catabolic process.
GGUGACCUCGGCGCUCGCACGGCGCAUGCGCGUGGCGCAGCACCGGGGGCGGGCGGUGUGGCGCGGGGGGCGGGCAGCCAUGGCGGCCGCCUUGGGGCUCUCGUCCUCGCCGGGCUCCCCCGCCGUGAGCGAGCUGUGCCAGAACAGGCGAGAGAUCUUCCUGGAGGCCUCGCGGCUGCUCCUCACUUACGCUGACAACAUCCUCCGGAAUCCCUAUGAGGAAAAAUACAGAUUAAUUCGGAUUGGAAAUCCGGCAUUUUCCACAAGGCUGUUGCCCGUCAGAGGAGCAGUUGAAUGUUUAUUUGAGAUGGGGUUUCAAGAGGGAGAAACUCACCUGGUUUUCCCUAAGGAAGCUUCAAUUGAGCAACUACGUAAAAUCAGGGACUUAAUUGCUGGAGAGAGGAGUAGCAGACUGAAUGAGUCGAAUCAAAUCCACAGAUCAGGAUCCUCUGAAGCUGCCAGCAGCACUCAGACAGCUGCACAACGGCCUUCGAGACCUGUUGAAUCUGUUCUUGCCCCUGCCCGUCAGCGACCAGAAACAUCACUUGUGCAAUCUCUUGAAAUGGCUGCAAAUAUCUUGAAAACACUUCAAACAAACUUUGAGAAUCUUGUAUUGAUGUAUGAGAAUCCUUCUAUUCAGCAGAAAGCACUAGCUGCAAUUCCCCUCCAGGAAUUGAAAAGCAAGGCUCAGAAAAACCUAGCACAAGCUACAAGACUGGACAAAGGUGCACAUGUGAAUGAGGAGGACUUCUUAUUGUUGGAGCUUUUGGACUGGUUUAAGACUUCCUUUUUUCAUUGGGUAAACAGUCUUCCUUGCAGCAGGUGUGGUGGGCAGACAGAGCCUAAAAAUGGCUACCUGUUGCCUACGGAUGAUGAUCUAAGGUGGGAUGCCAGGCGAGUGGAAAACCAUUACUGCAACCAGUGUCAGCUCUGUAAUAGAUUCCCAAGAUAUAACAACCCUGAAAAACUUCUGGAAACCAAGCGCGGACGCUGUGGCGAGUGGGCCAACUGUUUUACGCUGUGCUGCAGAGCUGUAGGGUUUGAAGCAAGAUAUGUCUGGGACAAUACAGAUCAUGUAUGGACUGAAGUAUAUUCUUCAUCUCAGAAAAGAUGGCUUCACUGUGAUCCUUGUGAAAAUGUCUGUGAUAAGCCUCUUCUCUAUGAAACUGGCUGGGGAAAGAAGCUCUCCUACAUAAUUGCAUUCUCCAAAGAUGAGGUUGUUGAUGUCACCUGGAGAUACAGCUGUAAACAUGAAGAAGUGCUCUCUAGAAGGACGGCACUCAGUGAAGCUACGCUGCGAGAGACAAUUAAUGCACUGAAUAGAACGAGACAAAAGUCUUUGUCAGAAAAUAGAAGAAGAGAGCUCCUGGGAAGGACUAUUGUGGAGCUUGUGGAGUUUAUUUCUCCUAAAACACCUAAACCUGGAGAAUAUGGUGGAAGGACAUCAGGCUCUGUGGCUUGGCGAGUAGCCAGAGGUGAAAUUGGUCCACAGAAAAGAAAAGAAGUUGUUUUUAUUCCCUCUGAAAAGGAGAAGACAUCUAAAUUGUUCCAUCUCAGCUACAAUGUAAUAGACGAUAGUUAUACACGGAUUUCCAAUAACAAUGAAAAAAUAAAUGGCUGGGAAGCAGGUGUUUGGAAGGCAGAAUCUAUUUGGAGGAAGGUUGAAACAGACUGGAAAAUGGUUUAUUUAGCCCGAAAAGAAGGGUCAUCCUCUGCUUCCAUCAGCUGGAAGUUUGAGUGCAAGUCAGUUGGUCUAAAAAUAGAUAACAUUUCAGUUAGGACAAGCAGUCAAACAUUUCAGAGCGGAAGAAUACAAUGGAGACUUUGCUCUCCUACAGCAGAAAUUGCUUUGAUAGGAGAUAAAAAUCUCUGCUCCUAUUCAGAUUUUUCUGGAGCAACGGAAGUUGUGUUGGAAGCAGUUCUAAAUGGAGGGGAUGGUGAAGCUGCAUGGCAACACACACAGCUGUUUAGAGAGAGCUUAACAGGAUGUGGGGAAAAUUGCUUGGAGAUAAUUAUAAAACUCAGUGACCUCUGAGAAUCUGAACUGCAGAAAUGUACUUUGGAUUCCUCAAAGACAUUAUACCAUGGAUACAACAUGAAGAUUUUGUUGGCAAUUCCUCUUCAUCCUGCUGGCAGCUUAUUUCCUGUUUCACUGCUUCCAUUAAACCAUCUUGAAACUGCACGUGUAUUGAAUAGGUAAACAUCACUUCAUGAAAAUCUCUUUACUAUAAAAACAAAUGCCAAAAUUAAAGGAUUGAACUAUAAAGUACCCUUUUCUUAAACUUUACAAUGAAAAGGAAACAAUUUUUAGGAAGCAAAACAUAAUAAUAGAAGCACACAGCAAUUGUAAUUGAUUUUAAUUUGGAGUUUUGAGAUUGGCUUGCUGGGUUUUUUGGGUUUUUAUAAUCUGCUUGGAAAAACAGUUUGAAUUCUGUUUUCCAACUACAACAGAUGGUUGUGAUGAUUUAAAAAUAUUUUAAACAAUAUUGGAGGAUUUAGACUUUUUUUUUUAUUUGAUUUCAUCUAGUAUCCAGAAGUGCUGAAAUUAAGAUAAUUUCAAUGCUUGAAAAUUUCUUUGUUAGAUGUCUAAGUAUUAAACCUGUGUUUAAUACUAGAACUAUUUGGAAGCAUGAUGGUUGAUGGGAAAAUAACCUCAUUUUGAAAGAAGUGUUCAUUACAUACCUAAAAUUGUCAUAGCCUGUGAUAUGAAAUUGAGACUUUAAACUAAGAACAUAAUAUUUUUUUCUAUGAAAAAAUAUGUUACUCAUUAUAAAUACUUUUUUAAUGAUAUUAAUUCAGAUUUGCUUAAUAAAUCUUUUAAGAGGAGGCAUGUAGGUUGAAAUCCUUUUAAGCUAUUGUCUUGACUUGCUUUAAAUACUAUUCCCAAAUUUGAUGUAAAAGUAUAUACAUUUUUUUUCUGUUCAAUUAACGCAGUGUUUAAAUUUAUUUUCAGUCAAUAUAAUAAAAAAUACUAUCCAGGA